AUGUCGACCACGAAGCCAAUUUGCCGAGUCCCGCUCCAUGUAGUGAUUGUCGGAGCAGGCAUCGGAGGCCUGUCAGCGGCCGUCGCGCUUGGGAACCGCGGACAUUCCGUGCUAGUGCUUGAGUCGACGUUUGAGCUGCUUCGUGCGCUAAUCAACGUCCAGCUAUCUCACGUUGGUGCAGGAGUGGCAUUGCCACCAACCACGCGGCAAUGGUAUGAAUCUGAAGGAGUGCUCCAAGCGAAUGACACCGCAUGUGUCCCCUUAGACGGCAUCGAGAUCACCAAGUGGGAUACUGGGGAGUUGAUCACUCAGACCGCGGCAAACCCAGUAGGGAAGCAGAACGCUGUGCACCACGGGGAUAUGCAACUGGCGCUUCUUGCGCGCGCUCAAGAGCUGGAAAAUGUUGAGAUUCGACUAGGAGCGAGGGUGGUGGAUGUUGAUAUUGAAACCACUAUCGCUGUGCUCUCUGAUGGACAACGCGUGGCGGGUGACUUGAUCAUCGCAGCGGACGGCGUGAAAUCCACUUUGAAGGCCAGGGUUUGCCCACCUGAAGCCGUUGUACCAUUGCCCACAGGUGAGGCUGCGUAUAGAUUUACCCUCUCGCGUGACUUGCUGGAAUCCGACCCAAGGUUGCAGGAGCUCGUACAACGGCCCUGGGCCACCAGGUGGGACGGGCCUUCCCGCCAUGUGGUCGCAUAUCCAGUGCAUAACCACCGACUGCUCAAUGUCGUUCUCAUCCAUCCAGACAAUGGCGACGCAGAAGAAUCGUGGACAUCGGUGACGGACAAGCAAAAUGUGCUGGCGGAUUACCAGGGAUGGGAUCCAACGCUUCUCAAACUGGUGGCACUUGCUCCGCCUGAAGUACCCAACUUUCGGAUGUUCAUAUAUCCUCCGGCGCCUAUUUGGGUCAAAGGAUCGACCGUUCUUCUUGGGGAUGCGUGCCACGCAAUGCUUCCGUAUCUCGGCCAGGGAGUUGCCCAGGCGGUCGAGGAUGCGACUGCUAUUGCCACAGUACUCUCGUUGAUUGAGAAUCGACAGCAGCUGCCUUUAGCAUUACGGGCAUACGAAUCAUCUCGCAAGGAGAGGGUGGAUCAUAUCCAAGCGGCUACGUACCGUGCAAGGGAGCAACUACACCUCCGGGAUGGCGACGCACAGGCGGCCAGAGACUCGGAAAGAAGAGCUGCUUCAAAUACGGGUCAAAAUAGCGAUGUCGUCAAGAUGCAACACUCUUACUGGACCUGGGAUGCUGCUGGGAUGGCCGAAAAGACACUGGCCGCUUUGAUUGUUGCCUAG
Messenger RNA from Bipolaris oryzae ATCC 44560, 1293 nucleotides. RefSeq lists its product as uncharacterized. Gene Ontology annotation, molecular function: monooxygenase activity; FAD binding. The coding region runs from base 1 to 1293 and encodes 430 amino acids. Gene Ontology annotation, biological process: secondary metabolite biosynthetic process. NCBI's taxonomy places the organism in Eukaryota, Fungi, Ascomycota, Dothideomycetes, Pleosporales, Pleosporaceae. The transcript is spliced from 6 exons. The record is from RefSeq and is a predicted model, not a curated record.